Vigna radiata var. radiata (mung bean) is the source of this 3878-nucleotide messenger RNA. RefSeq names its product probable disease resistance protein At4g27220. Gene Ontology annotation, molecular function: ATP hydrolysis activity; ADP binding. The annotation marks the transcript as partial. The transcript is spliced from 4 exons. Lineage: Eukaryota; Viridiplantae; Streptophyta; Magnoliopsida; Fabales; Fabaceae. The record is from RefSeq and is a predicted model, not a curated record.
GUUUCACGACUAGGUUGCUCCUAAAUUCUUCAUCUUCUGCACAAAUCUUCAGGAACUGUACCAAUUCGAAAUGGAGGAUUUUCUUCUUUCCAUUGCAGCAAAGAUUGCAGAAUAUGCAGUGGAUCCAAUUUUACAUCAUGCUCAAUACUUGUGUUGUUUCAACAACUUUGGUUUAUAUCUUCCAAAUGUCAAAGAACAAUUGGAAUUGACUCGAGAUAGAGUGAAUGAGCAAAUUACAGAAGCCAUCAUUAAAGUUGAAAAAGUUGAGCCAAGUGUUGAGAAGUGGCUGAAAGAUGUUGAAAAAGUCUUAGAAGAAGUGCAAAUGCUGGAACAAAGAAUAUUGAGCGUGAAUAAAAACUAUUUCAAAAGGCAAUGUCAAUAUUCUCUUGCAAAAGAAAUAGAAAGAAAAACAACUGAAAUGAUUCAGCUCCAUCAUAAUAGCAAGUUUGAACCAUUUUCCAGGAUUACUGAACUUCCAGGCAUGCAGUACUAUUCUUCCAACGAUUUCUUUAUGUUCAACUCUACAGAAGCAUCUUACAAGAAGCUUCUGGAAGCAUUAAAGAAUAAAUGUUCUUUCAUAAUUGGAUUAAUUGGAUUAGGAGGCUCAGGGAAAACUACUUUGGCAAAAGAAGUGGGUAAAAAAGCUGAACAGAUGAAACUCUUUGAGAAGGUUGUCUUGGCAACAGUGUCUCAACCUCUAAAUAUCAGAUCUAUCCAAGAUCAGAUUGUUGAUCAAUUAGGCUUCAAGUUAAUGGAAGAAUCAGAUAUAGGUAGAGCACAAAGAUUAUCAGAGAGAUUAAGAAAAGGUACAACUCUUGUAAUCUUGGAUGACGUAUGGGAAAUCCUAAACUUUGAAGCUUUAGGUAUUCCACUUAAUGAAAGCAGUAAGGCUUGUUGUGUAUUGAUAACUACUCGGAGUAAAGAAUUAUGCACUUCUUUGCAAUGCCAAAGUAUAAUUGAACUUAAUCUUUUGAAUGAUGAGGAAGCUUGGACUCUGUUCAGACAUUACGCAAACAUAACUGAUGACUCCUCAGAAACUUUGAAAUGUGUGGCAAGAAAAAUUGUUAAUGAAUGUAAGGGAUUGCCCAUUGCAAUUGUGACCGUGGGAAGCACGUUAAAGCAUAAAACUAUUGCAAAUUUUAAGUUAGCAUUGUCAAGGCUAGAAAAUUCUAAGCCACUAGAUAUUCCCAAAGGCUUAACAAGUCCUUAUGUUUGUCUUGAAUUAAGUUACAAUAAUUUGACAAACCCAUUAGCUCAAUCCUUAUUAUUGUUGUGUUCUGUGUUUCCAGAGGAUUGUGAAAUAGAUUUGGAAGAUUUGUUUCGAUUUGGAAGGGGAUUUGGCACAAUUGGGACAUUUGGAAUGAUGGAAGACGCAAGGAGAGAGAUGGAUUCAGCUAUUGACAUGCUCAAGAAUUCAUUGUGGAUUGCGUCUAAGAGUGGUCAAGCAAUCUUCACUCGUACUAAAGUGGAUCCAAGAGUGUUGGAAGAUGAUGAAGUCAUGAAGGAUAUGAAAACAAUAGCUGUAUGGGAUUUUAAACAUGAUCAUCUUAAUCAUAAACUAAAUUGUCCAUCACUUGAAAUUCUCGUACUUUCUGUUAAUGUGAGUGGUGGCUUAAAAGUAUCAGAUGGGUGUCUUCAAAGCUUGGAAAAGCUUAAAACCUUAGCAUUCUUAAAUCCAGAUGUUCGGUAUAUAGGUGCUUUGUCUUUGCAAGAGUCAUUGAUGUCAUUAAAAAACCUUCAAACACUAUGCUUGAGGCGUCAAGAUUUAGGUGACGUAUCUUUUGUGGAACAACUGCAAGCAUUGGAGAUUCUUGACUUUUGUGGCUCUUAUUUUGAUGAUUUGCCAGUUGGGAUUAUAAAAUUAAAGAAGUUGAGGCUUUUGGACUUGUACAAAUGCGUGAUUAAGAAAAAUAAAAAUGUUGAAUUUUACGAAGUUGUGGGGAAAUGUUUGCAGCUUGAGGAAUUGUAUCUGUGUUUGAUCAAUUAUGAAAAGGCCUUCCCACAUGAUGUCUCUUUCUCCAAAUUACAAAGGUAUGUUAUACAAAGUGGACAUUAUCAAUAUUCUUAUGAAACUACUGUGAUUUUGGAAAAAUAUGGCCAAAUUAGAAGUUUAUUAAUAAAUAGAUUUGACGUUGUUGCACAACGUUUUGCAUCAUUAGCAAUCAAGGAUCUGUUUAUAAGAGCAGAGUUCCUUUGUUUGACGAACCUUAUGGGAGAUUAUAAAAAUAUAAUCCCAUCCAUGGAUCCACAAGGCAUGAAUCAGUUGAUUGCCCUGCAACUCCAACACUGUAAAGAGAUAGAAUGUCUCAUUGAUGGCACUAUCAAUAAUAGAACCAGUUUUGGUUUGCUUCAAACUGAAGUUGUGUUCUCCACCCUUGUUUACUUAAGUUUGGUAGACUUACCUAAGCUUCGAGAGUUGUUUUGUGAUCCCUCCUCGCGAUGUUGUCUCCAAAAUUUAGAAGAGCUCGAGAUAAAUAUGUGUAAUGAAUUAUAUAGCAUAUCCUUUCCAAGGAACUCAAAGCUAUGCAAUCUGAAGGUCGUUUCGAUAUCAGGAUGCCCUAUGCUAACUUCUCUCUUCACGUCAUCUGUUGUACAAACUCUGGAGUUGUUAGAGGAUCUAAAAAUAUAUAAAUGUAGAUCAUUGAGACACAUAAUAGAAGAAGAGAAUGGUGUUCUUUCAAUCACUCAAAGUCAUUCUUCUUUGAAGCUCCGAAAAUUAAGGUUUAUUGGAAUUUAUGAAUGUGAGAAUUUGGAGUAUAUGUUCUCUGUGUUUUUAGUCGAAGGGCUUUUAAGUUUGAAACGUGUGGCUAUUUUUAACAACCCAAAGUUGAAGUAUGUAUUUGGCAGUGAAAAGGAACAUAAUGUUGCAGGGUACCCAUGUUUCCAGCAGACUAAUACAAAAAGAAAUUUGCUUAAUUUGAAUACUUUGGAGUUGAUUGAAUUACCAAAUCUAACUGCCAUUUGGCCUGAAUAUUGUCGUCCACAUCUCCUAAGUCUUAAUGAAUUAUUUUGUUUGGGUUGUCCAAAAUUGUCCAACUCUUCCAUAUACAAGGUGAUAAAUGCUUCAGAUUUCCAGCAACAGACAACUCCAACGGAGAAUGAAAUAUUAUGGUCGUUCACCAACACAUCUAACCAAUUGGAAGAUCUAUUACUUCACCCUCAACUUAAAACUUUCCUCAAAUUUAGAGUGCUUUCGUUGACAGAUGUUAGAAUAAAAGGUAUCUUCCAAUUCCAAAUAGGAGAAGGCACUACAGAACUGGUUUCACUAAACUUGGAUAUAGAGUCUCUAUACCUUUGCGAUAUACCUGAACUCAGCUUUAUAUGGAAAGGACCCACAACUUUCCUAAGCCUCCAAAAUCUUUUCGAUAUUCGAGUGGAUGGAUGUCCAAAAUUGAAAACCAUCUUCUCCACAACAGUUGUUACAAGUUUACCAAUGCUUACAUAUCUGCAUAUAAGUGACUGUGAUGAAUUGGAAGAAAUAUUUGAUUUAGGUGAUCCACAUCAACUCAAGAGCCUAUAUUCUUCCCAACAAGUCUACUUCCCAAAUAUUUCAGAUAUUGAAGUUAAUAAAUGCAAUAAGUUGAAGUGUCUAUUUUAUAAUCUCUCUGCUUGUCACUUUACCAGUCUGAUAAGAUUGGAAAUAGAAGAGUGCACUCAGUUACACAAAGCUUUUGGUUUUGAACAUGAACCUGAUGGUGGUGGUUUAGAAAAGAUGGGUAAAGAUGGAAAACAAGUACUAUUCCAGAACUUGAAAUUUAUAAGUCUCAUAAAUUUGCCAAACUUCGAAGAUAUUCAUCACGGAUUUAAGUUGAAAGAAGAUGUUGAUCAAACAAUAAAGGAAUGUCCUAUGUAUUCUCCAAGUUUAUAUCUACAUCCAG